Messenger RNA from Mytilus californianus (California mussel), 5977 nucleotides. Its product is annotated as E3 ubiquitin-protein ligase PDZRN3-B-like. The record is from RefSeq and is a predicted model, not a curated record. Bases 1196 to 3559 code for a protein of 787 amino acids. Lineage: Eukaryota; Metazoa; Mollusca; Bivalvia; Mytilida; Mytilidae. The transcript is spliced from 9 exons. Gene Ontology annotation, molecular function: zinc ion binding; protein binding.
UGGUAUAAUACAGGAGUAAUCGUUACAUAAAUUAUUGCCAUAGUGUGUGAAAUACUACUGGUCGCUUUAAUAAAAUCUUACAGGUGAAUGGUAUGGACAAAUCAACUCCCGAUUUUAAAUCUUUUUCAUAGUUAGGUUAAACAGGCUCGUAAAAGGAAAUGCAGGACUUCAAAUAAUUUCAUACUUAUCUUAAGUAAGUAAACUUCAAGUGGAUGACAUUGAGCUACCAGGUUAAUCAGUGAAAUAGAGACCUUUGUGUUAAGGGCUCUGGUCAGCUGACCAAAAGAGAGAGAGAGAGAAAAGCUGACAAAUCAUGCUCAGUGGAUUUUUAUACAAAAAAGUAUUUGGUUUACUUUGACUUACUGUAAUAUUGUAAGCAAUUUGAUCUUUUCUUAUAUACUACAACACCUGGAUUUGAUUAAGGAGAGGGAGAUAACACAGGUAUUAAUUGGUUGGGCAGUUCAUUGGACUGAGAGAGACAGAGUAAACCUGUGAAACCUUACUGAUUUUUUACAGAUUUUAUUUGCCAGAUGGAAACUUGAGAAAGUGCUUUCUCUUUUUAUAAUGAUCAGAAAGAUAUAUAUUUAUAUUUUACGCUUGCUGGAGUAAUUCCUCAGGUGUUGGGAGAAGUGUGCAAAUACCUGGUACGUCAAUUACCAAAGUUUUCAUACCAUAGGAUCGCGUGAAGAGUCAGAGACGGUAUGCAACUAUCACAUCAAGGAUGUGCAACAUUGAAUAGUUUUUAAGUCAGAAAACAUCUGUUUAGUUUGGGGCUUGGAGAUAAGAGAGAUUGUAAGAGGAGGCUGGCAUUAUCCAAAUUAUAGAAACAGUAACUAACUGUAGCUUAGUCAGAGAUUGGUAAUGAGGAAUUAAACUGCUUCACAAAUUUGAGAUAUUUGUAUAUCUAUUUAGAAUUUUGGAUAAAUAUAGUUUGGAAAUUUUACUGCUUUGGAUAGAUAUCUUCUGCAAUGUACAGUAAAAAGUGAAAUUCAUUGAUUCAGUGUAUAUUAAUUUAUAAAGGAAUUAUUUUGCAAUUGAUUAACGUUAUGUAAAAAUUGACAUUCAUGAGAUUGAGAAAGAGUUGUUAAUGUUUAUGGGAUUAUGGUACUCUUUUUGGAAGACGAAAAUGACAUCCAGAUAGAUAUUUCUUUGACAGACAAGGAUCUAGAUAUUGUUUUGGAUUUAUUUCCAGACAAUGGACUUCAUUAUCUUAAAAGUCAAUGGCCAAGAUCUUUCACAGUCAAGUCACGACGAAGCAGUCGAAGCAUUCAGAACAGCCAAAGAACCUAUAGUCGUGGAGGUUUUACGAAGGGAAAAUAAAAAUAAAAUGAAAUCACGAACUCCUACUAUGGUAUCCAUAGGAACACAAACAGAAGAAGAAAUUUAUGGAUUUAUUCGACCUCCAACUCCUCCCAUGUAUGGACUAAAUUCAAAUCUACUAUGUCAACCAGCCUCACGUAGACCUGUUGCAUUUUCUCCUAGUGCUGAAAUGGGAUUAACCGACAUUGAAAUGGCACAUGGAUUGGAAUACGAUGAUGCUUAUUUUGAAGAACGACCAUAUGAAAUUGAAUAUGAGGAAGUUGUUCUUCAUCGGUCAUCGAACAGUGAGAAACUGGGACUGACACUCUGUUAUGGUUCUUUAGAAGAUGAAGUUACGGAUAUAUUUAUAAGUGAGGUUGAGUCAUGUAGUGUAGCUGCUCAAGAUGGUAGAAUUCGAGAAGGGGAUCAAAUUCUACAGAUAAAUGGCAUUGAUGUACACAGUCGGGACCAAGCUAUUAAAUUAUUUUCUGAGAGAACAUCAGACAUCACACUAUUGUUAGCCAGGCCUGCAGUGCAGAUGGACGAUGGCUUUAUAGAAGACCAGAAUGUUUUAGAACAGUUGCGAAUGGAUUUUCUAGAAAAGCAUCACCAUGACAAUAUGCAAAUCAUGGCCUCAAUGUUGGCCAGGGGACAUUUACUUGAUGAAGAAGGUGGAACUACAGACACAGCCACAACAGAAAAUUCCCUACAUAAACAUGAAAAAGACAGUGGAGUUGGACGCACAGAUGAAAGUACCAAAAAUGAUGAAAGCUCUGAAUUGGAUGCCUUUGACACAGAAUGUACCAAUUCACCAGCUGCGACCUCCAAGUUUCGUCAAGGCAGAGGAGAAUAUCAUCGUAGUGAUGAAAGUUUUUUGUCACAUGACAUAACAGAUCAAGAGAUUAAUGUUAAUGACAUUUCUAAAGAUGAAUGUGAUAAAUUUCGGGAGGUACUUGUUCAAAGAUGUGAUAGUAAAAGUGCCAACAAUUCUCCAAAAAAGGGUUCAUCUCGAAAGAACUCUGUGAGCAGUCUUGAACGAGAAAUUGAGUAUGUAAAUCGUGAAAUGGAAAAUAUUCAGAUUGAAUGUCAAGAUAUGUAUGACAAUCAUAUAGGAGAGGAUUCGAAUAUAAAUCAUAUAUAUGAAACAUUACCUUCUAGAAGUCCACGGGUUGUCCCUCGUAUGGGAACACGACUUGAAUAUGUCAAAAAUGUGCAAUUAAACAAUUCUGGUGAUUCUUGGAAUCAGAGUCCUGUUAAAAAACAACAAAAGGCUUUCUCGGAAGCUUCGACAACAAGUGCUUAUAAUACUGGAGAAAGUUGUCGCAGCACACCUCUGACUUUAGAACUGAAUCAAGUUUCAGAUGACAGUGAGAAAGGAUUUAAAAACUCUAUGCUAUGUUUAGCUUCUACAACUACUACAACACCUAUAGCAUCCACUAGUGACACAGAGAAACAAACACAAACUCCAUGUCAGACCAAAGAAAAUUCUAGUGAAGAAUUAAAUGCUUUAUCAGCCAAAAAUAACAAUGAAAAUAAAAACUUGUCAAAGGAUCAAAAACCAAUGGGUGAAUCUCUUCAGGAUUUGUAUAUGUCAUACGCAGAUGUCAUGUAUACAAAUGAAGCUAACUUACAGCAUACUAUUGCAAUUCAACAAAAGCUCUUUCAACAACAAAUGGAGCAGAAGUGUCGUAGAAAAAACUCUUCUCGUCCAUCCUCUCACAGUAGUGUGGUAUCUCUUCAGCAAAAUAAGAAUGAAAAUGUUCAACUAAAAACAGAUAAUCUGCAACAACAAAGUCCUAACUGCACACCUCCAGAUAGUGGACAAAUGGAAUGGGUUGUGAAAAGACGUCCAGAUGGUUCUCGCUAUAUUACUAGAAGACCUGUCAGAAAUAAAAUGUUGAAAGAAAGAGCUAAAAAGAUAUCUGAAGAGCGUUGUGGAAUGACAACAGAUGAUGAUGCAAUGAGUGAAAUGAAACAUGGACGAUAUUGGUCGAAAGAAGACCGAAAACGUCAUUUUGAAAAAGCAAAGGAUCAUAAAAAGAAGCGAGAAAUGAUGAUGAAAGCCAAAAUGGAGACUUUAAAAGAACAUGAUGAAAAGAAAGAAGUUAACAUUUUGGAACUAAGUCAUAGAAAAAUGAUGAAGAAUAAAGGUAGAAAAGUAUUUGAUGAUUUUAUGACAAUUCAAGAAAUGCUUGCACAUGGAAGUCGGCAUACUGAAGGAAAAACCUACAAUCCUUUGUUGUCAGUGACAACCGUCUGACUUGAGAACAGUCAUGUUGAGAACUUUUCUGUAUGAAUUGGUGUUGUGAUUUUGCAUCAAGUAAUGUUGCCUGUUCAGAUUUAAAAAAAAACAAUCAUAAAAGUGAAGGUAUUAAUUGUUCACAUCAUAUUGACAAAAAUUAAUGUAUGAAUAUAACAUUGUAAUACCUCUUUUAAGUAUUGAGUGUUCAGUCAUAAUGUGCUCCUUAGAUUUUGGAGGGUAAAGCUGGUGAAGAUAUUUAUAUAAUUGGUCAGCUAGAUGUUAGUGUAAUUUUACUAGCCAUCUUGUUAGACAGAAGUCCAUAUUUUGCAUUUAAUUGUAAAAUCAGUGCUAAUCCAUUGUGAUAUUGAAUGCCUUAUUUUAUAUUGUGUAUUUUAUCAAAUAACGAGUUUGUUUUGUAAAUUUUGAAAUUGUAAUAUACCAGUGAAUUAGUAUGGACAUAUAUAAAUGAAAAAGUUUUUUGGGGGAACUCAGAGAAUAUGAUGUCCUUACUGUUCACAUGUUUACAUAUUGUGGGAAAUAGUAUUAAAUUUAAUAAUUUAUUUCCUCUGAUAGUCAUUUUGAUUUGACUUUUAUUUCAUGACUCAAAAAGAUUAUUCUAGUCAUUCAAGCAGUAAUAGAUAAAUUAUUUGCAUUGUGCAUUUUUUCUUUUCAACUUUCAUCACAUAUCAUGGUGCUGCAGUAUUUUGGUCACAUGAUUUAUAAAGGGAGGAAUUUUUAAUUAAAAAUAAAAUAAGGGUCUGUAUUUUUGGAUGUGAAGUGAAAUAGAAUAAAAGUUAAAAAAAAGUUUUAUACAAAAUAUAAUGAUAACACAUUACAAUGUAAACACAUCUUCUCAGAGUUUUAUAUCUUGUGUCUCUUUAUCCAUUUUAGUGACAACCUUUUUUGACAAAGGUUAUGUCCCUUUAAACAUCAUCAUAUCACUAGGUACAUAUUUAAUAUCUUGUGAACACCAAAUUUUUGUAAAGUCUUUUGACAGUUUAUCUUAUACCAUAUUUGUUCAAGACUUUUAGAUGUACUAUGUACUGCACUUCUUUUUUUGGCCAGAAAUUAUGUCCCUGUAACUCUUUUGUUUAUGACUUGUUUUGGAAAAUAACAAUAUAUCAUAGAUCUAUGUCUUUCAGAAAUCAUGUCCUUUUAAAACUCUUCAUGAUAGUGGCCAUGGUAGUCUGGGGAAAAGGGAAGGUGGCUACAAAAUUUGAAUUGUGCUUUAAAUAAUUUUGCAAAUACUGAUAUGUAUACUGAUGUAUAAAAUGAAUAAUUUAUAGAAAGUUUGCAAUAUUGUGGCCUUGUACAGUGCAGUGACCAUUAUUUAUAUAUAUGUUUGAGUGUAAAGAAGAGGUUAUUGUAAGAGUCAGCUUGCAACACUUUUUUGUGAUUAUGAGAGAUCACAUGGAAAGAAAAGAAAUUUGGAGGUAUUGUACAGAUCAAAUCUUCUUUUUGUACAAAUCUAGAGUUGAUUACCUACUAAUACAACCUUAAAACUUCUUACCCAACUUGUUUCUAUGUUUCAACUAAUAGAAUAUCAUUGUUUCACGAUUUUGACUUGAAUUGGUGUGAUCUGUUGUCAUCACUUAGAUGUCCAUCACAUAAUAUUAGACAAUUUUCACAUGUUUAUUCUUUCUCUCCUGCAACUGUUCAAUAUAUAAUAUGGACAAUGGGAGAUAACUCUAUAAUUUUAUGACAAAGAUUUGAAAUAAAAGAAGGCAAAUUACCCAAUAUGGAAUAAAUGACCUUUAAUGUUUGUUAAAAAUUCAUCCUACUUACACAGAUCAGUGCUUAUAUAAUAAAAAACAAAUCAUUUAAAUUAUUCAUCAUUCAUGUUGAUAGUUUUUUAUGCAGUACAUGAGAAACACCCUUGAAAUCCAAAAAUUGAAACAUUUUUUUUUACAAUAAAUAGAGGAUUUAUUGAGAUCCUUCAUACCCGUUAUUUGUGACUGUUUUUGUUACAAUCUAUAGAUGUCUACUUUCGCUUUUAUGAGGUUGUGUCCCUAAACAAAUUACAAAAAAUAAAAUAUAUUCUCAUAUGAAACUGAGAGCAUCUGUUGUCUUGUAAAUUUCCACUUCUUGUUCCUGUUUUUAAGCCAAGUUUAACAUUAUGUUGUACUGUGUGAAUUUCAUAUUGAAUUUUAGUAAAAAAGUAUUCCUGAUUGAAGAUGUAUUGCUACAGAACUGUACCAUGCUUCAAACAACUCAUAACAAUACAGAAUUAUACCAUGCUUCAAACAACUCAUAACUCAUAACAAAUUUGAAAAGACAUGUAGUUAAAAUUUCACUUUAGCACAAAUGUUAAAAUUGUGAAAAGAAAGGUUGUAUUAGAGAGGUUGGUAAAUAGCAUUUCAUUGUAUAAAAUAUGUCAGCUAAAAUUGUUGCAUUGGCACCCUAAAAAGUGAUAUUGAAUAAAUAAUUUAUACUGGU